CAAAAUUUUCACAUAUACCCCGAAUUUUCCUUUUUUUUUUCCUUGAAAAAAAAUUUUUUAACAGACACAACAUAUUUCUCAUUUUUAGCACAUUAAACCUAAGGAUAUGGCUCGUACUAAGCAAACUGCUCGUAAAAGUACUGGAGGAAAAGCUCCCAGGAAACAACUUGCAACAAAAGCUGCUCGAAAAUCAGCCCCAGCUACAGGUGGUGUUAAGAAACCUCAUCGUUAUAGACCUGGUACUGUAGCUUUACGUGAAAUUCGACGUUAUCAAAAGUCUACUGAACUUUUGAUCCGCAAGUUACCUUUCCAACGACUUGUUCGUGAAAUCGCCCAAGACUUUAAAACGGAUCUACGUUUUCAAUCCAGUGCUAUUGGUGCACUUCAAGAGGCCGCCGAAGCAUAUCUAGUGAGUCUUUUUGAAGAUACAAAUCUUGCAGCAAUUCAUGCUAAACGCGUUACCAUACAACCAAAGGAUAUUCAAUUAGCCCGCCGUCUUCGUGGUGAACGUUCUUAGUUAAUGGUCCUUAUAUAUACUGACACACGAUAUUAUUACCUGUUACUUUUGAAUUUUUAUAAUAAUAAUUAAACAUAUGUUUAUUUUAUUAUUCUUUUACCUUCUUUACACAUAGAAUACUGGGGGAAAUUAUUCAGCUAAUUACUAUGUCGUGAAAAUAAAAGCAUAACAUAGUUCAUUUUAUUUCGCAUGUAAAAAAUAUAUACAGUAAAAUUUAUAAAUAAUAAAAUAUUGAAAUUAUUAAUG
Messenger RNA from Rhizophagus irregularis DAOM 181602=DAOM 197198, 763 nucleotides. RefSeq lists its product as uncharacterized. Gene Ontology annotation, cellular component: nucleus; nucleosome. The record is from RefSeq and is a predicted model, not a curated record. Gene Ontology annotation, molecular function: structural constituent of chromatin; protein heterodimerization activity; DNA binding. NCBI's taxonomy places the organism in Eukaryota, Fungi, Glomeromycota, Glomeromycetes, Glomerales, Glomeraceae.